AACGUAUUUACUUGUGUAAAAAUACUUUUAAGACCCCCAACAUUUCAAACUUUAAUUAGGGGGGUCAAGCUCUCUAUAAUUGGUUGAGCGGCCAUACAAAGGCACCAUAUACAGUUUCUUCGUGUUUUAGUUCAGGAAGGCUGAACCUUUUUUCAAACCCAAUCACUGAUGAGUUCAUAGUUUAUGUAGACCCAAAAGUGAAAGUAACAGUCUCAUCGACUGUGGCUCUUUACUCAGCGUGUUCUUCUCGUGGUACUUUAGAGUGGAGAAGGCUGUAGGCGGGUGUAACGUUAUAUAGACUUAACAUAAAGAGGUGACAUACAGAAAAGGGAGUUUCCGAGUCAUUCGCUUGGACGUUGCAUUGAAAAAGGGGCGAAUUUACUACUUUUAGUAUUCUGCAUGUCUGGAAGUGUCAGCGGUCAUAUCUACAGGGUUAAGCAAACAACUGCUGUUUAUUGGAAGUACUCAGAUGGUUUCCCGAUGAGAUAACCUAUGUCACCAUCGAAUCGAAAGACCAAGAAGUCAGAAGAAUUUUCUGGAAUUUCGACCCAUAUUACAGUGCAAGCAGAGUAUAAGCAGAACCAUGGUCCAGUCUGAAUGCUGGCUCCUCAGGGGGCUGCUGGGUUUUAUUUGUCUAUUACCAAUGUGCAUGAGUGCAGCAACAGAUCUCUGUGUACCUCUGAAAACAGUACGGGAGAGCCUAAAUUUAAGCCUAAGGAGACGUUUUAUGAAAAUGAACUUUCCCAUUAACUAUACUAUUCAAGUGCAUUAUGAGGAGGUGUUCAGACUACGUAACAUCAGCAGACUGAAUAUGAGUAAUGAAGAGGAGCCAGUGCUGAAGAGAGAUUUACAGGACUUGUGGCUUUGGGUUAGUCAGCGGGGUAUAAAGAGGGUUUUAAGGGUGCUACCAGAGAGACACCCUACACGCCAUAAAUACCUCUCCAAUCUGGAGAAUCUCUUCAGAGAUUUUGAGGCGCUUUAUAACCAACGGAAUCCCAAAGAUGAAGAGAGAGAACUUCCAGAGAGAAUACUAAACAUCUGGUAUCGCUUGACGGACCCAUCUUAUGAGGGAUGGAAGUCUGUUACACCCAAGUCAAUACUGGACAACUGUUAUCGGACCAUGCUUUGCCUGUUCAAAGAGUGCUUCUCAAAAGAGGACGACAACUAUGAUUAUUGUGAAGUCCUCAACUGGAGGAAAGGGAAGAAAACUACAUAGCAGCAGAUCUAAGUAGAUCUGAUCUUGUCUUGGUGUUGCUGGUGUAAGUGUAAAAGGGUGUUACCUGGUUUAUGUAGUGACACGCAGCAUGCUUGUGUGCCUCUUGUCCUAGUGAAGUCACUGACUGCCUCCCAUAUGGAGUUAUGAAGUGUUACCCAUAUGGAAAAAUGCAACAGCCAUCACACCAGUUGGAAGACACUCUACUGACCCUGCAGAUAUUGCUGUCCAUCAUUCAGAACAUUCAUACCUCCAUCCACCCGCCUGCUUGCAUAUUUAUGUGGUAUUUUGCUAAUAAAUGAUCAUGUAUGCACUGUGUGUGUGCUCUGUGGAGGGGAGCAGCUUUGACUCUUCACUGUAGCAUUUACAAUUGGUAAUUCCCCCCAAAAAAGUCUUUGCCACUGUGACUUAUAUUUCUGAGGAAAAUACAUAUUUUGUCCUUGAUGUAUGCCAAAAAAGUAUAUUAUCAUUGCCACGUUGUAAAUGUUCUUGGUAAGAUUUAGGUAAGAUCUAUAAAUAACGUGGAGCUCCUUUUGAACAUAUCAUUUGCAUGCAAAUGUUGUGCUGACUGCUGGCCUAGUCGGCAUUGUUGCUUUUACCCAGAGGCUCUUUACUUUGUGCUUUACUGCUGGUUAAAUGUUGAAAGAUUGCACCAAAGUAUUCCUAUAGAAAGCUUUAAGGUGAUAAAGAGGGUUUGAUAUCAGGUUUGCAUAUGUUUUAUACACAGAUUUUAAUUUAGGUUAUUUAUUUGGACUCCUGCCACAGAAUGUUCUGGUAACUGUUGUAACAUGGCUUGGAAAAUAAACCUCUCACUAUCA
Sinocyclocheilus anshuiensis is the source of this 2031-nucleotide messenger RNA. Its product is annotated as interleukin-34-like. Gene Ontology annotation, biological process: positive regulation of macrophage differentiation; positive regulation of cell population proliferation; positive regulation of monocyte differentiation. NCBI's taxonomy places the organism in Eukaryota, Metazoa, Chordata, Actinopteri, Cypriniformes, Cyprinidae. The coding region runs from base 584 to 1216 and encodes 210 amino acids. The record is from RefSeq and is a predicted model, not a curated record. The transcript is spliced from 7 exons. Gene Ontology annotation, molecular function: macrophage colony-stimulating factor receptor binding.